This is a messenger RNA of Lichtheimia ornata, 555 nucleotides long. RefSeq lists its product as uncharacterized. NCBI's taxonomy places the organism in Eukaryota, Fungi, Mucoromycota, Mucoromycetes, Mucorales, Lichtheimiaceae. Bases 1 to 555 code for a protein of 184 amino acids. The transcript has 3 exons. The record is from RefSeq and is a predicted model, not a curated record.
AUGCAGCAUCAACAUCAAUGCGCUGGCCGUGGUCAACAGUGCAAAGGUUCAGCGCUUAGCGACGAGAGGGGUUGUUGUGCUCAUCUAGUGUGCGGCAAAAGUGGAUACUGUGAAGAAGCACAUUACUUGACAUUUUCCACCGAACUCUGCGUUGAAGCAAUCCAACCCAGAACAAAUCCCGAAUGUAGUGGAGGAACAGUUUCCGUGCCGACUACUUUGGGUGCUGGCCAAUUUUGUUUGUGCGGUUGUAAACAAGCUAGCAGUGCUAUAUCCCAACUACAACGAUGCGCCUCGUCCACCAUUAUGUCGAUAAUUGCUACUUAUCUCAAGCCUCGUGCAUCUCCUGAAUUUCUAAAGAACAUGGAAAAGUACCAACCUGACAUACUCAAAGAGACACAGGCAGUAUAUGACAAGUUCCAGGCUUACAAAAAAGCUCAUCCCGAAGAUAAAAGUGGAUUGAAAUUCCUUAAAAGUGACGAAAGUCCUUGUGCAUCCCUGAGAUCCACUGCUCUUGCAGAAUGCAAAAAGUGCCCUGCUUGCAAAUACUUCCUUUAA